Molecule: messenger RNA, 3275 nt
Organism: Paramacrobiotus metropolitanus
Lineage: Eukaryota; Metazoa; Tardigrada; Eutardigrada; Parachela; Macrobiotidae
Product: histone lysine acetyltransferase CREBBP-like
Exons: 4
Coding region: 1127-2689 (520 amino acids)
Biological process (GO): positive regulation of transcription by RNA polymerase II
Cellular component (GO): histone acetyltransferase complex; transcription regulator complex
Molecular function (GO): transcription coactivator activity; chromatin DNA binding; histone acetyltransferase activity
Source: RefSeq, a predicted model, not a curated record
CUAGUUCGAUCUCUUUGACAGAUCUGUUUUGUAACCCCUUUUGCUCACUGGAAUUGUGAUUAAACUUUAUUUCAUACUUUCUUUCGCGCUGUAUACAACUUUCAUUACACUUUUCUUUCACAUUGUUCUCCGUUGCCAACAGAAGCAAGAAGCCAGCCAACAGAAGCAACACCGGUCCAACGAAACGCCCGAGCGGCUUCCGGAUUUUUCGGCCGUGAGUGGCUUCCACUCAUGGGUUCGGAAGUGAAGAAGGGACGGUCGACCAGACACCGGACUCCCACUGCCAGAGGACGCGUACCAGCGACCCCACAUUGGGUCCGACUGGAGAGUUGUGCGGUACUGGUGCGGUACCGAGUCGGAGCAUCCUUCGCAGGAGCUCGGAUUCCCGCCCAGAGGCAUGUCAGAGGCACAUGACUGCGCCUGGUGCAUACGGCCCACCAUGGACGUACUGCACUCAUGCUUGCCAUACCGCCUCUCUCGCUGUACGUACGUGUGCUGCUGCACUGCACUCAUACCCGCUGAAGCGGAUAUAUGCGGCGCACACACUGAGCAUACUUGCUCUCUCGUCCCUCUCUCGCUGUAUGACUCAGCGUACGCUCGCGUUGGAUUGAGUCCAGUCUGCGCAUCAUCACACAGCUGAUGGCACACAGCACGUGCUUGCCGCCAGUUGCUUCUUUCACGCCUUGACGAACGCUCAAGAGCUCUUCUAGCAUUCACUUGCUUGUUAGCCAUCAGUGCUUUGUUUUGCUUUCCCUGCUAUUACGCAGCAUUGUUCCCUUUAUUUGUCAAUAAAGCACACUCGUGAUCUCCUCGCGCUUGCCUGUUACAUGACUGAAGUAAAUUAGUUGUUAAGGCUGAUCGUGAGUAAACGUUUUCCGAAGCAUCCUCUUCGGUCGCCGUGCCCCAUAGGGGGCUGCGCGGAACGUACCACUGGGCACCGAGCCAUUAAACUUGAUGUUAAAUUUGUUAAAUCACAUUACUACUUAUAACUAUUACUAUUUACACUGUUCAUUUUUUAUAUUACUUUAUUUCUAAUAUUAAUUCUUAGUAUUAAUUCUUGGGUAGGAUCCCAGUACCCAUUCCAUCUUAGCUGGAGAGUUGUGAGGCGUAUUCCACCCAUCAGGAUAUGAGUUUUUCCUUCCCACAUUCACCGAUCGCCAGCCAGAAUGCGGAGCCGGGUGUUCCCAGCACGCUUCCAGAUGAGAAUUCCGGCCUGACCGCCGCCCGCUCUCCCGCUAGUGUGCACGACGCUCCGCCGCCCCCGGGUGACACUUCCAUAGACGGCCGUAUACCAGCGCCGAACGUAUCGCUUCCGGUCGAACAGGACGACCGGAUGCAGGGCGGUGCGACGGAACUGCCGCCCUGCGGUGGCGACCUGUGGAAUAGCGCGCUGGACGCCUUUAUUGAGGGGAUGCAGCAGCUUGACUUGGAGGAUGCCGACGACACCGAGCCCGGCAAAGGGAACAAGCGCACCAUGAAGAACCCGCAGCCGACGACGUCGCCGGAUGCACCGACAGUGGAUUGGGCCACCGUUGACCACUGCCUGCAGGCGUUGCUGCACGUUGGAUACUGCCGGGAGACCGUUUGCAGCCAGCCCGGCUGUGACAAGAUGAAGAUCCUCCUCUGCCACACCAAGACCUGCCCACAUAAACCCGAAUUGCAAUGUUCGCUCUGCUGGCCGCUGAUCGCGGUGUGCUGCUAUCACGCUAAGCAGUGCCACGAGCCUCAAUGUCUCGUGCCCUUCUGCCAAGUGAUCCGCGCCAAGUGGGAACUGCAACGCCAGCAGCAGGAGAUCCAGCGGCAGCAGUUUAAUCGGCGCCGCGCGGCCAUCAUGCAGCGUAUCAUGCCGGGGACCAUCGACGCGACGCAGGGCGUGGCGUAUGUCGUCAGGGUGCCCAUUCCGCAGCCGGAACAGCAGCGCAACAGUUUGCUCGUCCAAUCUCUUCCGCCGCCGUUGGAAGGUAUGCCGGCGCCCUCGGGACCGCGGAUGGACGGUCAGUCCGUGACGGCGUUGGAGUUAAAGGCUCCGUCCAGUACCAGCACCCUGCCGGCGAAGGAUGGCGGCGUUCAGGGCUCCCUCCCCGGGACAUCGGUGGCGUCGCCGGCCGACAUCCUCAGCAGCCUCAUAUCGUCGCUAUCGACUACCUCUCCGCUGGACAAUCAUCCGCAGUUCGUGCCGCAGCCGGUGGCCGUCAAAGAGUGGCAUGUGCAGGUGUUCGGCCCCGACGGGCGGGCCCGUGCUGAUUCAUUACGGAGGCAUAUGAUCGAAAAACUUGUACAAGCCAUCUUCCCGCACAAAGACCCGUCGGCCUUGACCGACCGGCGCAUGGCCAACCUCAUCGGCUACACCCGCAAACUGGAGGCGGAAAUGUACGAAGAGGCUAACACCCUCGAAGAAUACUACCAGCUGCUGGCCGCAAAGAUCUACAAAAUCCAGCAGGAGCUGGAGGAGAAACGCCGGAAGCGGCGGGAGGAGGCCCGGCUGCGUCUCGCGGGGGCGGGCGGAAUGGGCGGCGGCGUCCUGCCUUCCGUUUAUUCCCCGGCCAGUAUGGAGCUGCUGGUCCGCCUCCGCGAUUUUUUGCAGGACAUUCCUGUACUGAUGUUUAGCGGGGGGAAGAAGGCCCGGAUGGAGGACCCCGGCGACGGGAGGGAAGGACAGCCGGCGCAGGACGCUGUGCAGCCUCGAUAAGCUUCCCGUACUGGUGCCACGUCCCGACAUUAUAUCCUUUACUGGGAAUUGCCGGUGUCCGUGCUGUCAUCAUUAUUAUCCAACGUAACCCGCAUUUCCCAUACCGAGGACUAGUGGAUCGGUUCAACUAGGAUGCCAAAGUAUUUAAUAAUGGUCUCAUUUUAGCUGCUAAGGUAAUAAUUACAGCACAGCGUACAAAACUAUAGCAGUGACGUAGCGCUACUAGCGCAUGGAAAUUUGGAAUUAUGUCGUGCUCACCGGUACAGCGGAAGCGGUCAUUUCCUAACAAGCAUUUUGCCUUUAUCAAUUUUCUGGAGAUCAUGAAUUUUUAGUUUAGCCGACGCAACAAAUGUGCGAAUAUUGUGGUUAUUUAAUACGUUUUAUACAGUGAAGACUUAUUAACCGGGUCUUAAUUGCACUAAUUUGGAUUUGGUUGAAAUUGUUUUGCUGGCUGUUUCCUUAAGAAGUUUGCUGCUGUUUUUUGCUGUUUCCUUAAGGUUACUAACUGUAGUAUAAAACUAAAUAUAAACUGUUUAGGCAUAUGGAUUAUGCACAUUAGUCUGACGGAGAGAUCAGUACGAUAGAA